Molecule: messenger RNA, 405 nt
Organism: Spirometra erinaceieuropaei
Lineage: Eukaryota; Metazoa; Platyhelminthes; Cestoda; Diphyllobothriidea; Diphyllobothriidae
Source: the annotation of a GenBank genome assembly
AUGUACAAGGCCGUCAUUCUGCCGACGCUACUGUAUGGAGCGGAGACCUGGACGGUGUACAAGAAACAGGCACGCCGCCUCAACCAAUUCCACCUCAGCUGUCUGCGCCUCAUGCUGAAGCUGAGGUGGCAGGAUGGAAUCACCGACAUUGAUGUGCUGGAGCGGACGGGAAUUCUCAGUGUCUACGCCAUGCUGAGACAACUGCAAUUGCGCCGGAGCGGCCAUCACGCGCGGAUGGACGACGAGCGGGUACCUAAACGACUCUUCUAUGGAGAUGUCGCCACGUGUUCACGCCGCCAAGGAGGUCAAAUCCGCCGAUACAAGGAUACUCUGAAGCCCUCCCUGAAGCGUUUGAAAAUCAAUCCGACCAAAUGGAAAGAUCUCGCUCGAGACCGACCGACAUGA